Trichoderma harzianum CBS 226.95 is the source of this 1129-nucleotide messenger RNA. RefSeq lists its product as hypothetical. The transcript has 5 exons. NCBI's taxonomy places the organism in Eukaryota, Fungi, Ascomycota, Sordariomycetes, Hypocreales, Hypocreaceae. Bases 1 to 981 code for a protein of 326 amino acids. The record is from RefSeq and is a predicted model, not a curated record.
AUGUUUGGGCUUGAGAUUCCACUUGAUCACCAGAGUACUCAUUCUCUCCUUUAUCCAUUCAAUGAAGAGCACAUUGUGUUGGAAAACAGUAUAUCUCCCCUGGCACUGGGAAAUUUAUCUGGCCCUUCGCUGUUUGAACAUCGGAUCUUUACUCGGCCGAAUCAAGGUCCCCUGGUGUCAUUGGCAAUGCGGAUAUUGCGGUCGUAUCCUUUUAUGAUGCUCCAAAAAACAGCGCUACCUCCGUUUAUUAGCCCUUUGCAAUCAAAUUGGGCUGAGACUGGAGUAGGGCCGCCGCAACAGUCUCUACUUACAUGCAUGGGUCUAGUGCAGCUAUUCAAGAGUCGAACCGAUUCAAACAAAAAUCUUGUAUGGAGGUUGAUUAAGCUCGAACAAGAGAAUAUAUUUUCCAAGCAUGCGGCAUUCGACAAAUGGGAGCUCCUGGCUGCUUUUCAAUCUCUACUCGUCUACUGUUUGCUGCGACUCCAAGAACAGCCAUUGGGCAAUGACGGCUUCGAAGCCGCCCUUCUGACCACAGUGAAUCAUGUAUUUAACGCGCUAGCAUCAUUGGCUGGUGGAAUCCGCAAGAUGAAGCUACCCGACGAUCCCAGUGUAACCUGGAUGGAUUGGGUCUACAACGAAUCAAGGAGACGGACGGUGCUUAUCUUCCAGAUCCUUAAUAUCUUAAUUGAGAUAUCCACGGAGGCUUCUUCCUAUCCGACUUGCGGUUUUGUUCUUGUGCCUCUCGCAAACAAUGCAAGCUUGUGGAAUGCGGAUAACACAGAGGAAUGGCGAACAGAGUUUGUACUCUGCAACAAGGAGCGGAAAAUACACGGGCUCUCUCAAACUGGAGUAUUGACGAAGUUACAGUUGGCUGACGAGUGUGUGAGACUGAGUAAGCUGAGUUCGCUGGAGUGGGAAGAAUGGAGGGCCGAGGUUGGUGAGAUAGGGACACUUGUGAUGAUAGUGGGAGCGUUGUUAUAGUUUGAUGAGUGUCUUCUCCAAGAUCUUGAAGUUCACGGCUUGUUCACUAGACUCAUCUAGUAAUUGGAGAUUGUCUUGGGUAGGUUUCUGGGUACAAAGCCUGAUAAAUCUGGCCAUCCGUAAUGAAAGAAGACCAAAAUGCUAGUCG